This is a messenger RNA of Fonsecaea pedrosoi CBS 271.37, 804 nucleotides long. RefSeq lists its product as uncharacterized. The record is from RefSeq and is a predicted model, not a curated record. The transcript has a single exon. Lineage: Eukaryota; Fungi; Ascomycota; Eurotiomycetes; Chaetothyriales; Herpotrichiellaceae. Bases 1 to 804 code for a protein of 267 amino acids.
AUGACGAAGUUAGAGGUCAGACUUGUCCGGAACAUGGACCUUGUUACAGACCCCAUCUUCCUUCCGGCUUUCAGAUGCAGGUCGAUGCAAAAUCUCCUUGCAACAUAUGACCUGAAACUGAAGAGGGUGAAUUACCGCGCUUGGAACAUGCUCCAUGGGACAUACAUGAAAGACACAUUGCCAACGGUAUUCCUUGGAAAGACAGUUGGGAAGGGUUCGAAUUUGUGGGUGGAAGCACAGUGGAAUCAACCAGGGACAUACUCUAGGUGGUUCAAUCGCAAUAUUGAGUCUGGACAAAACAGUGGCGCUAGUGUCAAGGUGGAAAUCCAUGUCACGGUUGAUUACGUGGCCGCUGGUCUCGCGGAGUACCUCGGGCGGAUUGACGACCCGACCGAGGAGGAGCUUGAGAAGGAGCGCCUGGAGGAGGCGGAAAAGGAGAGGAUCCCGGCCACCAAACGGCCAUAUAAGAGGGUGGAGUACCUCUUUGAGGAGUGGGACCUCAUCGAGAAGAAGCAGGAGGAACGUGGCAUGUGGUUGCCAGCGAUGACCCCCCGGGCCCGAAGAGAGCGAUAUGCCCCUAAGGGGAAGGAGUUCGACCCGGGGUCUCACCCCUGGUUCAAGGGGGAGACGGACACCGAAGCCAACUACUUCGAGGUCCAAGAUGGGGACGACGACGACGAGGAUGACGAGGAGGAGGAGGAGGAGAUGGAGGCGGUGGAUGAGGAGGAGUGGGAGGAGGAGUACGAGGACGAGGACGAGGAAGAGGAAGAGGAUGAGGGAGAUGCCAUGGACAUCGAUGGCUGA